CGGUUGAAUGCGAGUUCCCGCCGGAACAGUGAACGUCCACGUCGCGUUGGAAAUCACUAGCCGAAGGUGUCCCAAAAAAGAUGGCUGCAAGGAUGGACAAAAAAGAACUCAUGGUCAAACUGAAAAAGUUGAUGUUAAAACAAUUUCAACAACUUCAACGCCGCCUGGGGCGGAAGACUAAUGAUAAUAGUGUUAAGAAUAUGGGAGUGAAAGACACUGUAAGAUUUCUAAUGAAGAAUUACGGUGAAAAGGCCAGUGACGUUUUGUCACAAACUCUAAAUCACUCAAAACACAAGAGAAAACAGAGCCAGAUUUGUCAGGGAAAUGACAAUGAGAAUCAGACAUCAACUGCCAGUGCUGUGGAGAACAAUGACAAACAGGUGAUGGGCGUUAGCUGUCCAUCUACAGUCACCCAUGUUGGAGGAGCACUUGCUGAAAACAGAGUUGCAAAUGGAAAUUCCAUAACAGCAGUUAACGGAAGCAUUGUAUUCAACCCAACAAUAACUGGAUGUUCAAUUAAUGGGAACGUGAUCAUAAAUGAGAGCAAAACUAUUUCUGACCAAAAUAAGGAGGACAGUCACAUAGUUGUGGACCCUGGAUCUAAUCUGAAAGCGUUUUCUGACCACCGCAAGAGGACGGAAAACAUCCUUCGCAUCAAAGACAAGAUCAAAGUACAACAGAAGAAAAGGUGUGAAACCAUACUAGAGGGUAUUGCAAACCACAAGAAAUCAGAACUUAACAAGGUGUACACAGAGUUGUACAUCGUCACCUGUGAUUCUACCAGCAUCAAUAAGGAACACGAGGUGUGGCAUGCUGAGACGGCACACCUCAGAGACACCUCGAUGGCCUCCAUGAUAAAAUGCCAAGAUAUCUUUAAACCUGAUCAAGACGAAACCAUCAGAACUGUGUUGACAAAGGGAAUCGCUGGCAUUGGAAAGUCUGUAGCCGUUCAGAAGCUGAACUUAGACUGGGCCAACGGAAAAUCAAAUCAAGAUCUAGAUUUUGUUUUCCUACUAUCUUUCCGGAAUUUGAAUUUGAUAAAUGACAAGUACAGUCUUAAUAAACUUCUUGAGGCAUUCUACCCUCAACUAAAAGAAAUAGAAAUGAUUGUGUAUGAUGAACACAAGAUUCUGUUCAUUCUUGACGGACUGGAUGAAAGCAAACUGCGACUGGAGUUUGAUAAAAACAGGCUGAAUCUGACAUCUGUGUCUGAGUCUGCUACACUGGACGUUUUGCUAAUGAACCUCAUUGCUGGGCCUCUUCUACCUAAUGCUUUAAUUUGGAUAACCUCCCGUCCAGUAGCUUCCAGUCAAAUCCCUUCACAGUUUAUUAAUCGAGUUACAGAGAUCCGAGGGUUUAAUGAUGUUCAAAAGGACGAGUACUUUCAAAGAAAAAUCAGCGAUCCUGAGACGGCCAGACACAUCAUCUCAUUAAUAAAAACAUCCCGGAGCCUCUACAUCAUGUGUCAUAUACCGGUGUUCUGCUGGAUGGCGGUAAAUGUGCUUCAAGAUAUACUGCUUAAAGGCAACAAGGAAGGUCCAAAGCCUCAAUCUUUGCCUACAACCAUCACUGAGAUGUACCUGCACUACUUAAGGAUCCAAACAAAUAUCAGUUCUCAGAAACACGGAUCUACAUCUGCAGGUGGCACGCAAUGUACUUUGAUGUCAAACAAAGACAUCAUUUUAAAAUUGGGAAAGCUGGCAUAUGACAACCUGGAAAGUCAAAAUGUGCUUUUUACAGAACAGGACUUGAGCAACUGUGGUAUUAGUGUCACGGAAGCUGCUACCUGCCCAGGGCUCUGUACGGAACUUGUAGAGUUUGAGUAUGGACUUUAUCCAAAGAAACUAUAUUGUUUUGUCCACUUGAGUGUUCAGGAGUUUUUUGCUGCUCUGUACGCAUUUCAUGAAUUUGAAAAUAACAGGUUUGACUCACAAAAAGCCUUAAGCAGAAGGAAAGGAAGCUCUAGGAUUGAUUUUCUCAAAGGUGCCAUUGACAGUGCACUGAAUAGUAAAAAUGGUCACCUGGACCUCUUUACACGCUUCCUUGUUGGGCUCUCUCAUGAGUCCAGCCGGGACAUCCUUCAAGGCAUUUUGGAGAGAACAAACAGCAGCUCAGAAUGCCACAAAAAGUUAAUUACAUACAUCAAGAACUUAAAAAGAAAGGACCUCUCCCCAGAGAGAUGCAUUAACUUGAUCCACUGUCUGCUUCAGCUGAAGAACAAAAGCAUUCUACAAAAUGACAACAAUGAAGCCUCUUCAGACACACUGCUUACUCCAUUUCAGUGCUCCCUCUUGGCAUAUAAGUUCAUUAUAUCAGAGAAGCCAGAAGAGUUUGACUUCAGGAAUGAAAAAAACAUCAGAUGAGGGUUUUUACAGACUGGCUCCAGCUUUGCUCUCUUGUACUACGGCGUUGCUCAACUUUUGUCACAUCACACCACUGCAAUGUGCAACUGUGGUCUCAGUGCUUCGAUCUGAGUUCUCCCGUCUGACAGUCCUAGAUCUGG
Esox lucius (northern pike) is the source of this 2503-nucleotide messenger RNA. Its product is annotated as protein NLRC3. The transcript is spliced from 8 exons. The coding region runs from base 81 to 2363 and encodes 760 amino acids. The record is from RefSeq and is a predicted model, not a curated record. Lineage: Eukaryota; Metazoa; Chordata; Actinopteri; Esociformes; Esocidae.